Molecule: messenger RNA, 2074 nt
Organism: Ruditapes philippinarum (Manila clam)
Lineage: Eukaryota; Metazoa; Mollusca; Bivalvia; Venerida; Veneridae
Product: cadherin-1-like
Exons: 5
Coding region: 100-867 (255 amino acids)
Biological process (GO): homophilic cell-cell adhesion; cell morphogenesis; cell-cell junction assembly
Cellular component (GO): adherens junction; membrane; catenin complex
Molecular function (GO): calcium ion binding; cadherin binding
Source: RefSeq, a predicted model, not a curated record
CAGAAGAAUGGUAUAAAAAGACGAACCCGCCAGACAUGAGCCAGUGCGUCACAAUUCUUCAAGAUUUGACACCGUUUAAAUAAAACAAGAGGAAUAAAGAUGAUGCGUUAUUCAAUAACCGUUGUAUUGUUGGCGACUUGUCUCUUCAAAUCUGGAGAUGCACAAAUCACCGGCUGGACUAAACCAAGUACAAUAGCCACUGCUACUGGAACUGCGACGGGGAUCUCCAAAGCUGAGGAUACAGCUGUCGGUGAAACAAUAGCAGAAUUUGAGGCUACCCCCACUGCUUCUGAUACCAUUGCUAGUUACAAAUUGUUAACAACAGGCAUGCCUUUUUCUCUGUCCUCACCUGGCGGAGUAUUGACGUUGGCCUCUGCGCUGGAUUUUGAAACUAAAUCUAGUUAUGUUAUUGAAGUAAAAGCAACUGACAGUAAGGAUACUGCGACUUCCGGCACUGCAACACUAACUAUUACAGUAACUGAUGUUAUUGAAGAAGCACCAGAAUUUGGACAAACAUCCUAUACUGUUUGCGUAGUUGAUGGUUCAGCUGCAGAUACGUCUGUAACAACUUUCUCUGCUUCUGAUAAAAACACAGCCGAUACCAUCACCUACACGAUAAGUUCUGGAGACACAAACAGUGACUUCAAAAUUUCGACAGCUGAGCUCCAGGUCAAUACUGGGAAAACCCUUGAUAUGGCUAAAACAGCGAAGUAUACACUUGUCGUAUAUGCCACGGAUAAUGGAAGUCCGGUAAAAACCGGAACAGCUACUUACACUAUCAACGUCCAGUCGUCAUGUAACGGAGCAGCAGCUUUGACCGUGACAUUGAUGGCACUUUUAAUAGCACUCUUAGUGUCUUUAAACUGAUUCUCUGAUGCUUCAUUCAAAUGACUUUAUCUUUAUCUUGCUUGUAACAUCUCUUAGUUGCUUUUAUAUAUGUUAUCUUUUAUUAAUUAAAUGGACCAUCGUGUACAAAUUAACGAUUAAUUCAAGUACUAACACAACAAGUCAUGAAGAAUAAUUAACAAAUGUAAUUGCUCCUAUCCCUUUUUGCGUUUUCUUUGAAAUAUACAUUGUAUAUGGAAAAUUAGUACUUAGGUGAGAUGACUCGCUCUGAAUGUUAAAGCAAGAUCAUAUACCACGUAUAAAAUUUUUAAAAGCUUUCGUGAAAGUAUGUGUUAAUCAACUGACAUUUUCCUGAAGUUAAGGACAUGCUAGUUACUUGACAAAAGAUUCUUUUUUAUAUAUAUAGAGGAAUAGAUUUCCGCGUUUAUACGUGUUAUAUAUCAAUAAAAAUUGAUGAUGAAAUAAUUAUGAACUGCACCUCAAUGCAGCAUGAGAUUCCGUAAAAUGACGUCUCAUACCACAUGGUAUGUCCACACACUGACUUACUAAUAAAAGAAACGUAAGAGAAUAAGAAUGAAAAUCUAUUCAACGCUUGGAGUCAAUAAUGAAAUUUGAAGUUUAAGAUCAAGUGUGUGACGCCUAAUUUUUAAUAUGAAAUAUUUUUAUCGCAUAUAGAAAGUGUUCUCCUUUUGUGGUGAAUGUGUAUUUUAGGCAUGUUCCUUUAAUUAUAGUGAUUGCCGUGAGGCAAAGGAUUGUCACGUCCAGAGAAUCUACUCCCUUACGUACUGACUGUGUGAUAUGUUUGUGUUUAUUUCUAUCUGUGAAAUGAUAUCAGUGAUGAGAUACUACCGUAUCGAUGUUUGAUUCAUUUCAUUCUUAUCUUAAAAUAUUUAUUGUUACGAUUUUUUCUAUUGAAACAUGUAGCACUUUCAGACGGACAAUAAUUUGUUCACAAUAUAUUAUUCAACUUGUUAUGAAAUGUUAUGUUGUUAAUCAAUUUGUUUUGCUUUUUUAUUUCUAAGGACUUCAAGUGUUAUUUAUGGGUUAAUCAAAUAACGCAAAGUUACUCGAAAAAAUGAAUUCGUGAUUAUAAUUUCUUUUUAUUCUUGAUUGAAUUGAGUAUGGUUACUUUAUAGAUUGCAACAAACAAGUAAUAUUUCGUCAGAUAUUGUGCUAUAAAGAUCAAAUUGUACAUGAUUUCAAAAUUAAAAUUAAAGUAACAAAUAUA